Molecule: messenger RNA, 2123 nt
Organism: Cylas formicarius (sweet potato weevil)
Lineage: Eukaryota; Metazoa; Arthropoda; Insecta; Coleoptera; Brentidae
Gene: GAA1
Product: glycosylphosphatidylinositol anchor attachment 1 protein
Exons: 8
Coding region: 116-2041 (641 amino acids)
Biological process (GO): attachment of GPI anchor to protein
Cellular component (GO): membrane; GPI-anchor transamidase complex
Source: RefSeq, a predicted model, not a curated record
AAAUUGAUCCAAAAGAAGAGGAAGUAUAACCUUACAUUUUGACACCUCUGUUUUUAUUUUAAUUAGUUAUGAAAAACUCCAAUUAUUUUAGAACCUGCUAAAUUGAAUAAGAGAGAUGGGUUUGUUAACAGAUCCGAGCGGCGGUCAAGGGAAAUUUGCAAAAACCCUCUUGAAAUGUUACAAACCGUUAUGUAUAGUGCUAUAUGGGGUCGGUGUUGUGUGGUUUUGUGCUCUGGCAUCUCCGUCAAUGAAUUACAGCACUUACUUGUCUGAGAAUGCCUUACUACCGGGUUUAGUAAAGUUGCGAUUCCAGGAAGAUGAUGCUGCUAUGAGAUAUUAUGAAGACUUGCGUAAUGAGAUGCAAAAGUACCCAAAUGAUAUGCCUUCCAGUUGGAUUCUGGCGAAAUUUAGACAGAUAGGCUUGGAUGCAUAUACUCAUAAUUUUUCAUUGAGCUCUCCUUUAAGUAAUGGAGAUAUGUAUUUGGGAAAUAAUGUAUAUGGGAUCUUGAGAGCUCCCAGAGCCGCUAGUACUGAGGCGUUGAUUUUAAGUGCACCUUAUCGGCCCUUGUCGAGUGUGCACCCCACUACGGUUCCCUCUAUAGCCCUUAUGUUGGCAUUUGCCAAAUAUGCUAUUAAAGAAAAAUUCUGGGCAAAAGACAUAAUAUUUUUAAUAACUGAACAUGAGCAGUUGGGUAUUCAGGCUUGGUUAGAAUCCUAUCAUGGAGUUACAUGUGGUAGUGAAAAUGUACUUAAUCAUGGAGAUUUAAAAGGUCAUGCCGGUGCCAUUCAGGCAGCGAUAAAUCUGGAAUUACAUAGUAUUAAAAUUGGAUAUAUUGAUAUUAAAAUUGAAGGUCUAAACGGACAGCUACCUAAUCUAGAUCUUUAUAAUCUAGCUACAAAAAUGUGUAUCAGAGAGGGAAUAAUACAGACAUUUAAAAAUCAACCCCCUGAACGAUAUAGGACUUCUUCUUUCGAGGAAUAUCUCACCCAUUUCAAAAAUAUGCUGCUCAUGGCUGGAACACAAGCUACGGGAAUACCCAAUGGCAAUCACGGCCUCUUUCUCCGUUUUGGUAUUCAAGCGCUUACUUUGGAAGGUUCUGAAUGGGCAAAAGCAUCAACGAGAGUACGGGUUGGUUUUCUUGGGGUGGGGAGAAUACUGGAGAAUAUAUUUCGCAGCAUGAACAACUUGCUGGAACGGUUUCAUCAAAGUUUCUUCUUCUAUUUAUUGCCAUCUACAGACCGAUUUAUUUCUAUAGGCCUUUAUAUGCCCUCCAUAUGUCUAAUAGCGGGGGUUCUUAUAAUCAAAGCUUACGCCAAGUGGUGUAAGUUACAGGAAGACCUAGAAGAUCCGCGAAAAGAUACAGAAUCGAAAUCAAGUACCCGAGAUGCAAUUGCGUAUGUCCGAAUUAUAGUGACGUUUAUCGCGAUGCACCUAUUUGGCAUGUUUUUGCUGAACCUGCCGACGUUUGUCGCAGCCACCGCAGUGAAAUUCGGCUACCCUGCCAGUCAAAUGGUUUUUUACAGUCUGGCAGGAGCGAGCGGCGCGGGUCUCUUGGUACCGUUGCUUUUGGGAAAUACGCGUACUUCCGAAGUCAGCAUGAAUAUACUGUGCACAUUCUCCCUACUGGAACUAGGAACGGCGCUGAUUUGUAUUGCUAUGAAUAAUUUCUCGUUAGGAUUGUUCUGCGGAAUUGUCAGCGUACCAUUUGCGCUCUUCAUCACUCCGACCAAGUGUAGGCACUAUGCAAGAACUCAAAGAAUCAUAUGGCUUGUUGUUCAUCCCUUGACGGUGUUGUAUGGCAUGGUCUUACUCAAUACCCAUUUUUUGUUUCCCAAUGGGGAUAUCAGAGAAAUACUGGCAAGAACAGCGGAUGCGGCACAACAGGCUGUGGUGUACAGUGUGGUAGAUUCCAUGAUCUACGGUAACUGGAUGUUCACAGUGGUCACCACAAUAUUCAUUCCAAACUGGCUUUGUUUUUGGUGUGUUGCUUUUAGUAGUGUUAGGAGAGCAGAAGUUUCCGUGGAGAAAAAAACCAAUUGAAAUGAUUAUUUGUUCAACGUUGUAGCUAGAAGUUGAAGUCUGAUUAUUUUAUAGGUGUAAUAAAUAAAAUGCAUUUUUUUAA